AUGAAAGCUAGGUUAACAACAUUCUUUGAAAGACAACAGAUUAUCAGCGAUGCACAACAUAUACAGGAACCAGAACUUGAAAAACCCAGCGAAGAAAGUAAGAGUUCGGAAAGCAAUUCCCAAGAAUCAUCUGAAGAAAAACCAGAACCUGAGCCUGAACCGGAACCGGAACCCGAAAGACCCAGCGAAGAAAGUAAGAGCUCUGAAAGCAGUUCUCAGGAAUCAUCUGAAGAAAAACCAGAACCUGAGCCGGAACCAGAACCCGAACCUGAAAGACCCAGCGAAGAAAAACCUGAGCCGGAACCAGAACCCGAACCUGAAAUACCCAGCCAAGAAAGUAAAAGUUCUGAAAGCAGUUCCCAGGAAUCAUCAGAAGAAAAACCAAAACCCGAAUCUGAAAAAUCUAGCGAAGGAACCAACAGUUCCGAAAGUAUAAGUUCUGGAAGUUCCGAUGAAUCUAAAAUCUAA
Molecule: messenger RNA, 468 nt
Organism: Onthophagus taurus
Lineage: Eukaryota; Metazoa; Arthropoda; Insecta; Coleoptera; Scarabaeidae
Source: RefSeq, a predicted model, not a curated record